Molecule: messenger RNA, 1759 nt
Organism: Brachypodium distachyon (stiff brome)
Lineage: Eukaryota; Viridiplantae; Streptophyta; Magnoliopsida; Poales; Poaceae
Exons: 7
Coding region: 713-1594 (293 amino acids)
Source: RefSeq, a predicted model, not a curated record
UCCUCUCCCCAACCGGCUCCAUUCCCCAUCCCCAAGCCCUCAACCUUCCUGUGUCCACCGAAUCAGCUUGGAGAGCAGCUUCAAGCGCCUGCUCAGGGGCUCCCCCGCGUGGCCGCGGCCGAUGCCUGCACCAGUGCACCGCUGCUAAUUACCAGCCUCUCCCGUCUGACCCAGCGGCCAACACAACAUCCAUGGCUUCUAGUCGUCCCCACGUGCAGCGGCUGGGCGGCGGCGCGUGCUGGUGUUCGUCGGCGAGGAGGGCAGGCCAGUGGAGCGCUUUGCCGUGCGUACCAAGCUCCUGUGACAGCCGGCGUUCGCAGCGCUGCUCCGGCGCCGCCCUGGUGUACGGCUGCGGCCACUCGGGCGCGCUCCCCAUCCCCUACGCCGUCGCCGACUUCUGUCGCCUCCCCACAUCGGCGCCCGUCUCUGUUCCCGCUGAGUUCUGCUCGGGUUUUUUUGGCCUGAUGUUUCGAGGAGAAGGCAGCCGAGGCGGUGUCUAUGCUCGAGUUCCCCCGCUCCCUUCUGAUUUUUGCUUCCGGCGGCGGACAAAGGGGAGGUGAGGCGCACGGCUGAUUUGUGCAUCUCUGCUCGUCGGUGGCGUGGUUGGUUGUUCCUUGCGGAGUUUUGGACACUUUGGUGAGGGAAGACAGAGGUUUCGUUGAAUCGGCACUGAACAGGGCCCUUGUCCUGUUUGCAAGAAGCCAAACGGGCCAUGCAAGAUCAAAGACAUGGAAAAGAGUUUCUUUGCAUAUACACCCGUCAGAUGUCUCAAGAUCGUGCGAGCAUACCCUGCUAUAUCCGCAAGCAGUUCGACAAGCUGUGCUUGAAUGCGGUGACACUGAGAACUAUAUGGGGGUAUCUAUACACCGUCGAAGUCGACGUCAAGCAUGAUGUAACUGUGUUACAUGGAGCCAAGUGGGAGGAGCUUGUUGCCGACUACGACAUCGCGUUGGAAACUACUAUUAUGAUAAAUUUCCCUGAGGAGGAAAAUUACACGUUUCUCACUCAGAUUCAAAACAAGAAGCGGAAGAACAAGAAGCGCAUUGACCAAUCUGUGUCUGCUAAAGAUUUCAACCAUGACAUUGACUACAAGCUAGAACGUGCGUUUUACUUUCAUGGCAUCUCUAUUUCUGACGAGGUGCGAGCAAAUUUGCAUGAGCAUGUGGUGAUAAGCGGCGCCGGGGCAGGAGCUAUUUUUGUGCAUCCUUUAUCUGCAACCAACAUCAAGCAGUGCUUGAAAUUACCAGAACCAGUCACAACUUUGCUUAGGGUGCCUCAGAGAGGAGACAUUUACAUUUAUGUUAGAGACCCAGAUGUGGCAUGCUUAAUCGAGUAUCGUGUCGACACGGACGGUCGUUUGGCCACAGUAGGUUCAGUUGCCUCGGAAGAAUUUGUUCAUAGAGUCUCUCUGAAGAAAAAUCAACUAAUAUGUGUGCUCAUCUUCAAGGAAAUGGCACGUUUAGUAUGUCCGUGUCAAGAAGAUCUGAAUGAACUUUCACUACCCAUGAACUUUGUCAGCAGGAAAUGGCCAGAAGUUAUGGUCAUCGCUAUUACUGUAGGUCCCUUAUGUUAUCAAAACUUUUUAGUACUCUAAAUGCACCAAGCAUCUAAGCUUUUGGUAUUUUGUAAUCCAGUGCUGAAUGGUGGUGUUUUGCAACCUGUUUCUAUCAUGUGUGUAUAUGGAGUUUGCUGUAGCUCUAUCUUUUGGAAUCUUAGUACUGUAAAUGCAAUCAGUUAGGGUUGCAACCUGCUUAGUCCA